UAACUGUCUGCUGCUCGUCACUACUAAUCACAAUGUAACUCAACACAAUGUAAUGUUUUUCAGCUGAGGAGGAGCAGUGCAGGAAGGACGAGGAGGAGGGGAAAGGGGAGUCUGCUGCUGAGGAGAGGGACGAGGAAGAGGAGGACGAGCAGGCUGACGAAGGUGUCGGAGGCAUGUCGGAGGAGGACCCCAUAGACCACGUCUGUGAGAAGCACGUGGUCCUCACUCAGGCCGAGCAGGUGGAGGAAGAGGACGACCCCGCUUUGCAGGAUGUCCUGGCCAGCCAACGCCAUCUCCAUCUGCCUGGGAUAGAGGAAGUGGAGGCCCAUGCGUCGCUUCUCCUCCAGCUGGCAGAUGACAGCGACGACCACCACCACCUCGUGCCCGCCGCGCUGAGGCAGCAAAUCGCCACGGCUGCUGCCGCUCUCCACGACCACGACCGCUCUGGCGCCAACUUCGCCAAGAAGUACGAGUCCAGGUGGGGCUACACCCUCUUUGGCCGUUGCCUCGGAGCCGACACGCCAGAGACCAGCGCGGCCCAGAAGACCAAGUUUGGCUGGAUGAGGUACCCCCAAGCAGCGCAGGUGACCGAGGAGAGCCGCCUUCUGUACCUCCUGAUUAAGAUGCUGCAGCACCAUCCCACCUGCAGCAAAUUCCACUCGUCUCCCAGCAAGCUGACCUCGUCCAUCAAAGGCCAGUACAAGAGGAUCGCCGACAGAGUGAGGGACGACACGGUCCUGGGCAGCCUCGCCAUCCCGCUGCCCAACAUAAAGGCCAAGUCCAUCAGUAACUUUUUCAGGAGGGAGGAGAAGAUGGCCAACUUCAGGGCAACGGUCAGGCCAAGAGUGAAAACUCAUCGGGAUGUCCUGUCAGGCCAACCAAUGCCUGAUGCCCCUGCCCUGCCGUCGUCACUGCCACCACCAGACAGGCCUCAGGUGCAGUUCCAGGAGCCUCACCAUGUCGCUGGCAAAAGGCGUGGCGAAAAGCGGAGGUUGGACUUUGAAGAGCCACAGCUGCAGCCAGAGCCACAGCCAGACAGUCAACCAGGGCCUUCACACCGCACUAUCCAGCCCACGCUUGCCACUGCAUCCUACGUGCCAUCUGCCGUGGCAAAAGCACCUGUCCUCCUGGUGCUGCCAAGCCAACCACAGGCUCCGUCAGUGAGGUUGCUGCCAUCCGCCAACCCUGUCUUCCUCCCUGUCCUCCCACCCCGUCCUCCCGCUGUGAAACCUGUGAUGCCCAACAAGUCCAGUAAGCCAUAUGGGGCUUGCAAGGUGCCGCAGUGUGGGGGUCAGCGCAAGAAAUACACCCCUUCCAAAGACAAGGUGGCUGGAAGCAGCCAGAAGAUAUUCACCUUUUGCCCCUCCACCAAUAUGUCCACCACACCUGGCUUCGAAGGUGUAACGUACAACAGCUAUGAACACUUUAAAAACAGUGGUGGACCAGGAGCUGGAGAAGAGGAGAGCCACCCUCUAAAACUGAUGUGGUGGAAUGCCAGGAUGGAGUCCCUACGUGUCGAUGGAGGUCGUGGUGGCAAGACAAGCUGUGUAGACGCUACAAAGAUUCAGCCAAUGAAUCGGCAGGCGGAGCUGCUCUUAGACAAGGACCAUGUCUUGAAGCCGAACUUUGUUGCGCCUUUGCCAUACCCUGACAGCUACAGCCACCCAGACGAGGAAGAGCUGCUUGCUGAGGAGGAGCAGUGCAGGAAGGAGGAGGUGGUUGAGCGCUGUUAA
Molecule: messenger RNA, 1733 nt
Organism: Engraulis encrasicolus (European anchovy)
Lineage: Eukaryota; Metazoa; Chordata; Actinopteri; Clupeiformes; Engraulidae
Exons: 4
Coding region: 174-1733 (519 amino acids)
Source: RefSeq, a predicted model, not a curated record